CGCAAAUAAAAUUAGUGAAGAUAUGUUAAUAGGUGGUGAUGUUGAUAGUUUGGGUGUUGAUGACGAGUUAGUAAAUAACAAGGCGGAUGAUGAUUUGAUUGAAAUUGAACAAGAUAAUAAGGAUGGGAAUCAGAAAAUUAGUGAACGUAAAGAAAAGUUUAAGAGUAGUAAUAAGAAAGGUAAAGAGCGAGCUGUUCAUAAAGUAGUUCAUAACACCAGGUCGUCUAGUUUUAAGAUAGAUGUUGAUAAUGAAAGCGA
Racocetra fulgida is the source of this 258-nucleotide messenger RNA. The record is from the annotation of a GenBank genome assembly. Lineage: Eukaryota; Fungi; Glomeromycota; Glomeromycetes; Diversisporales; Gigasporaceae.